AUGAUUUCAAUUGUAACCGUUAUUAAGCCUUCCAAGGAGGACGGCACCGCUGCAAACGGCGAUGGUAUCAAGGAGGGCAACAAGUGCGGCUCCGCGACCGCGAAUCACUUCCGUAGCCUUUCCAUGGAGAGUCUUAUGGGAAAGCUCCAGGACACCAUGACCAACACCUCAAGUUCGGAGUUCAACAGCACCGAGAUGAAGAAGAUUCUGGCGAACAAGAAGCUCGCAGAAAUGGCAGAAACAGAUUCAAAGAGAAUCAAGAGGAUUUUGGCGAACAGGCAAUCAGCAGCUCGAUCGAAGGAGAAGAAGCUGAGGUUCAUCUCAGAAUUAGAGAACAAGGUGCAAGCUUUGCAGACUGAAGCAACUAUACUAUCUGAGUUCAUAUUGGCUGAUUAUCCUAGCUCCGCCCCUGGUUAUGUUGAUUAUUUCAUGGCUCAUGAACAACUCCUUGACCAGAGAGGAAUAACAGCACUGAAAUGUCAGAACAAUGAGCUUAGGAUUUGUCUUAAAGGCAUGGAACAGCAGGGAAAAUUAAGAGAUGCCAUUAAUGAAGCACUAAAUGCAGAGCAGCUAGAACAACAGAUGAAUGUUGAACUUGAGCAAGACUCUUGA
Zingiber officinale is the source of this 612-nucleotide messenger RNA. RefSeq names its product bZIP transcription factor 29-like. The record is from RefSeq and is a predicted model, not a curated record. Gene Ontology annotation, cellular component: nucleus. Gene Ontology annotation, biological process: regulation of DNA-templated transcription. The transcript is spliced from 5 exons. The coding region runs from base 1 to 612 and encodes 203 amino acids. NCBI's taxonomy places the organism in Eukaryota, Viridiplantae, Streptophyta, Magnoliopsida, Zingiberales, Zingiberaceae. Gene Ontology annotation, molecular function: DNA-binding transcription factor activity.